Messenger RNA from Colletotrichum karsti, 1974 nucleotides. RefSeq lists its product as uncharacterized. Gene Ontology annotation, biological process: protein phosphorylation. Bases 1 to 1974 code for a protein of 657 amino acids. NCBI's taxonomy places the organism in Eukaryota, Fungi, Ascomycota, Sordariomycetes, Glomerellales, Glomerellaceae. Gene Ontology annotation, molecular function: ATP binding; protein kinase activity. The record is from RefSeq and is a predicted model, not a curated record. The transcript has 3 exons.
AUGCUGAAGAGUUGGCGAGGCUCUCGAGGCUCUUGCAAGAAGUCCAAGAACGCGCCGACAGGGCAGAAAGAGAUCGACAGCAAGAACAACGACGCGCUGAGGCAGCAGAGAGAGAGCGCCAGCAAGAACGACAGCGCGCCGACGAGGCAGAAAGAGACCGACAAGAAGAACAACGACGCGCCGAAGCAGAACGACGGCGAGCCGACGAGGCAGAGCAGCAAACCCAACACACCUCGCUCGACGAAUACGUCGCUGCCUGGUUCCAUCACCAAUCCGCGCCACAAGUGGUGCCCGACCAAUCUCAAGCCAUGGCCCGACUUCCUACAGCAACAGCGCAUCGUCUUCGGCACCCUCUACGACACUUUCCCCUCCGAUCGUCGCUGUUUCGAGAGCCGAUCGUUCCUGUCCGGCUUGGGAAGCAGAAUCGCGAGGCGCAAGAUCACCGACGAGAAGGCCUUGGAGUACUUCCUGCACAACAGCGUCGAGGACCCCGUUCGAGCAAUCAUGGACGAGCUCAAGGAGGUGGAAGAAGUGAAAAGCGCGUUCGAUCUGGGCAACGGCAUUGUCUUUGAGAAUCACCCGCAUGCGAUCAGCGACGCAGCCGAGGAGGUCGUCGACCGCAACGUCCCAUCGACACCCCCCUCUACACCGCAUACUAGCAACGUCGACCUUAAACAGCUGCGAGCCGAUCAGAUCUGCGUCUACCGCUCAGAAACCGCCGACUCGGAAAGUCGCACGAUGCUCUACGUUUCCGAAUACAAGCCCCCGCAUAAACUUACCGCGCCGCAUCUUCGUCUCGGUUUGCGCCCGAUGAACAUAUAUAAAGAGGUGGUCAACCGAAAAACGAUCCCCACAUCAGUCGACCCAGAUGCGCGAUUCCAGUACCAUGCGGAGAGACUCACGGCCGCCGCCAUCACACAGACCUAUCACUACAUGAUUGAAGGCGGACUUGAGCACGGCUUGCUGACGACAGGCGAGGCAAUCGUCUUCUUGAAGAUUGACUGGCGCGAGCCUGAGACACUUUUCUAUCAUCUGGCGGAGCCGUCUGCGGAGGCGGAAGCUCACCCCGAGCAUGCCCACCUCUGCACGGCAGUUGCCCAGUAUCUGGCCUUCAGUCUGAUUGCUCUGAGUAUGCCAGGCGAACGAUCGCCACAUGGGCAGGACGAGCGACGUGAAGCUAUGGACAAGCUGAGGACAUGGGCAGAAGACUUUGAGACGACGCUGCGCAGGAAGCUGAGCGAUGACUGCCACCACAACCGCAAUGGUGGUGGCCGCGCAGAUACUUGUCAUCUAAUUGACCACACUGGAUUCAUGAAGCUUCUUGGAGAGCAGCUGGAGCGGACACUAGACGACGGCGUGACACCUUUGGGACGAGGCGGCGCGCGAGGAGUCUUGUUUCGAGUGAGCCUGCUUGCGUACGGCUACACCUUUGUCAGCAAGGGUACAGUACGGGCGUUCAUCAAAGACCUUCAACACGAGGCAGCGGUUUACAAGCGUCUACGGCCUAUUCAAGGCAAACAUGUGCCUGUGUACCUUGGGGCGAUCGACCUUCGGCCGAUGAACAGGACCUACUACUACGACCACCGAGUCUACGUGGUACACAUGACAUUUCUGUCCUGGGGAGGACAUGAUCUCUAUGCCAUAGAGAAUGUAGAUGGUGGAGGCGGGCACCUGGAAGAGAUGGCGAUGCAGUCGUUGCGUGCAAUCCAUUGUCAGGGUGUUGUGCACAGAGACAUGCGAGAGGAUAACAUGCUGUUCAAUGAAGAAGUCAAAGGGGUCUUGAUAAUCGACUUUGAAAGGGCGCAGCUGUUGACACCGCCUCGGCGUCCACUGACGCAGCUUGUGCCGAACAAGCGCAGACGGGUGCCGGAGGUGGUGAACGGCAACAAGUUGGCAGUGAAGUCAAGAAGUCGAGAUGAAGGCAAUGGAGUAUUCUUAGGGGACAUUGCAAUGGUAAAGGAGAUUCUUGGGUAA